Molecule: messenger RNA, 2684 nt
Organism: Scomber scombrus (Atlantic mackerel)
Lineage: Eukaryota; Metazoa; Chordata; Actinopteri; Scombriformes; Scombridae
Gene: asb8
Product: ankyrin repeat and SOCS box containing 8
Exons: 4
Coding region: 287-1156 (289 amino acids)
Biological process (GO): intracellular signal transduction
Molecular function (GO): protein binding
Source: RefSeq, a predicted model, not a curated record
CAUCAGGCGUUUGAAAUGUGUGUCAUUUGAGUUUAACGUCCACGGGUGUCGAUUGAUCCUCGCAUCUCGACUCUAAGCUAGCUCGCUAAGCUAGCGAGCUUGGUGCUAGCUGCUGCAAAUUUAGCCAGAGAGAUCUUUUUUUCCCCUUCCUUCUCUAAACCAGCCCCUCAGCUUCUGCUUGUUAUAAGGAAACUCUUACGAUUGAUUUUAACACCAACUUCUUGAAAACGGCGUUUCAGUGUGCUGUUGCGUCACCCACCUCGGGUGCCAUGGUCCUCUGUUACACAUGAGCUCUACUAUGUGGUACAUCAUGCAAAGCAUUCAAAGUAAAUACUCCUUGUCCGAGCGGCUCAUCCGCACCAUCGCAGCUAUCCGCUCAUUCCCACACGACAAUGUGGAGGAUCUUAUUCGUAAGGGAGCUGAUGUGAACCGGAUGCAUGGCACACUUAAACCACUGCACUGUGCCUGUAUGGUCGCUGAUGCUGACUGCGUGGAGCUGCUGCUAGAGAAGGGGGCAGAGGUGAAUGCUCUGGAUGGAUAUAACCGCACAGCCUUGCAUUAUGCGGCAGAGAAGGAUGAGAGCUGCGUGGAGCUGCUGUUGGAGUAUGGGGCCCUGCCAAAUGCCCUGGAUGGCAACAAGGACACUCCACUUCACUGGGCCGCCUUCAAAGAUAACCCAGAGUGUGUGAGAGCCUUGCUGGAGAGCGGGGCCUGUCCCAAUGCCCGUGACUACAACAAUGACACACCUUUAAGCUGGGCAGCAAUGAAGGGCAACCUGGAGAGUGUCAAAGUGCUAUUAGACUACGGCGCCCAGGUCCAUGUGACCAACCUGAAGGGCCAGACCCCUAUUUCCCGACUGGUGGCCUUGCUAGCCCGGGGCCUGGGCACUGAACAGGAGGAAGAGUGCCUGGAGCUGCUGUGCCGGGCAGCAGGGCGGUUUGAGAUCCGACGAGCUGACGGCACCCUUCCCAGGGAGCUGAGUAAGGAUCCCCAGCUGCUGGCGAGGCUUACCAACAUGGUGGCGCAGGCUCCCUCACUUCGCUCUUUGGCACGCUGUGCUGUCCGGCAGAGUCUCGGAGUGCAGUUCCUCCCCACUGCUGUUAAAGAGCUUCCUUUACCAGAGACGAUUAAAGACUAUCUACUGCUGAGAGACUGAGGUGGUGAAACCAUUGGGUGCUCUCAGACCUCACUGGCUGAUCAUCACACAGCAUUUAUUGGCUAGGAAGUCUCCAUUGAAUUAUAGGAUAUUGUCUGACAGUGGCCCUCAUUUAUCAAACCGUCUUGCAAAUGAAUACAGAUUUAUGCACUGGGAGAGAUGUCUGUUUGAAUUAUCUAGUGGUUGCACAAUAUUUAAAUGAGCAGUGAUUUUAGUUCAGAUUGAUGCAUCUGAUCAGUUUCAGCUGUAGGAGCAAAAUUGCACCGCUGCAUUAUCUUUGUAUUGUUACAUAAAAACAUCUAAAAAUGAUUACUUUUUGGUGGUGACUCCCCACAUGGUAAAAGGAAAUCAACAAAAUGUAGUCAGCCCACCCUGCAUGCAGUAUAGAAAGAAACUAUCUGGGUUGUUGGUCUUCAUCAUGAGGCUCAUUACCCUCGUUACCACCACUGAGGUGCGCUUGAGCAAAGCCUAUAAUCCCAGUGGCCUUCAGAUCAUACUGGUUGAACUGGGCAGCUUCCUGGUGUAAAUGUGUUAAACUGCGUGUGAUCAGGGUGUUUACUGCAAAGAAAGGCUUCCUGUCAUGGAAAGAAAUCACCCAGCUGUUCUCAACAUGGUCAUGAAGAGCCAGUGCAUCUUUGAGAUUUUAAGUAAGAAUAUUAAUUUUUUUGUGUGCAAAAUUCACAAUAUCAAAUAUCACAUUUUAAACUUAAGUAGAGUUAAAACAAUAUACUACUAUGGUUUGUCACAGAGCAUGAGGAAAAUCUUGUCAAAUAUUGAGUUUGGUGGUAAAUCUAUUAUCCUGAUUAUACAAUUACAUCUAAGACACAGUACCAGUGGAAAACUUUUGACUGGUACUGUAGGUUUAUGAAUGAGGGUUAAUGUCGUAUUCUGUCGGGGGGUGUUGUUCCUGAAGUAGCGCUCAGGAACGAGUGUUACGUAGUUUGUGUCAUAGUUCGAGUGGCCGUCUUUCUCUCAAUGACGUCCUAGGGAAACUCAAUGCAAUCGUUUUUGCAAUACAGAGGAGAAAAAAACAUCUAGUCCACUGAAAAAGUUAAACACUGAUGAAAGUGAUGUCAACAUGCCUGCUGUCCUGCGUGAUUAAGAAUAAUUUGGGCUUUACUUGGAUGAAAGGUGCAGUUGCCAAGGAGGAAUUAAAGGUUUUAUUUUUUACAAUUCUUCAGUCUUAACUUGCAAAAGUUGGGUUAUCAUGGGUGCUCACUGGUCCAAGAUUUUGCAGCAUAUGUUUAAAAAUUAUUUUAAAUUGAAUGUCUAAAUGUUAGAAACCAUGAAAUGGCAUGAUUACUAAGUUUUUGUCCUUUUUAAGAUACUCUAAUUAAGCUUGCGAAAUGUAUUUAAGUUUGUAAUUGCAUCUGUCUAAAAUCUGACCAUUUCUGUGCUUAAUUUUUUUUCUUUGUUCUUCAGAUGUAUAAAAAAAUGUCCCUCUUAGAUCAUGUCUUGUGUACACCUGCACAAGUGCUUUUUUUUGUUUGUUUGUUAAUGUAAUGAAAGUAAAUGCCUUUAUAUUCCA